Zonotrichia albicollis (white-throated sparrow) is the source of this 1520-nucleotide messenger RNA. Lineage: Eukaryota; Metazoa; Chordata; Aves; Passeriformes; Passerellidae. The record is from RefSeq and is a predicted model, not a curated record.
UCUCCAGACCCUUUGUUGGUAAAGUGAGCAGCGUUCCGAGUGCGCUCAGCAAAGCCUCGUGCAGUGCUGCAGUCUGAAGGUGGUGCCGUCCGAGGGUCGGGGUAACGCGGUGCUUUUUAGCGUGGAUGUUGUCUGUGAGUUCUGACAGAGCUGGCAAAGCCCGGGUUAGCAGAGGAUCACUGAGUUUUCCCUUGAGUUUUGCUGUUUGUUGACACCAGCAUCAUCCAUCAGAUAGUUUUAUUGACAGUGCACCGAUAACAGUUACAGUUGGCAUAAAUACUGUUCUACAGAUGCUGACUGAAAAUGAAUAAAGACAAGCAAGCUGAUGAGGACGAUGAUGACAGCGAGCUGUUCGAAGACUUCACAGAGCAUUUUAACCAACUUGAACUGCUGGAGACACACAGGCAUUUGAUUCCUGUGGGAACUCAGAGCUGUUGGUCAGGACAGUCUGAUGAUGAUGAUGAUGAGCAAGAAAGAACGGAGGAAUGGUACGAAAUGCAAGAAAAGAAAAUGGAAAAACAUCCAGAGAAAUUGCUACUUUGGGCAGCUGAAAACAAUCGGCUGGGUACGGUGAAGAGGCUCCUGACGGAAAAGCUGGCUCCCGUGAACGCUCGUGAUGAGGAUCAGUACACUCCUCUGCACCGAGCUGCCUACAGCGGGCACCUGGACGUUGCACACGAGCUGGUGGCCCAAGGGGCCGACGUGCACGCGCAGACCGUGGACGGCUGGACGCCCCUGCACAGCGCCUGCAAGUGGAACAACACCAGCGUGGCCGCGUUCCUGCUGCAGCAGGGCGCGGACAUCAACGCGCAGACAAACGGGCUGCUGACACCCCUGCACAUCGCUGCAGGAAACAAGAACAGCAGGGAAACCCUUGAGCUCCUGCUGAUGAAUCGCUACGUGAAGCCAGACUUGAAAAACAACUUGGAUGAAACUGCCCUUGACAUUGCAAGGAGGACUGAUAUAUAUCACUACCUUUUUGAAAUAGUAGAAGACUGCAUAAACACUGUGUCCCCCUAAAAGCUUGUGAAUGUGAGGUUUUCUGCCUCUUUCUUGUUAGUGUUCUGCAUGCCUGUCGCUGGUGGUCUGUCUCUUUGUAACGAGGUUUUAACAUAAGAUAUUUCAGUAUUCUCCUCAGGCAAAAUGUCACCUCCUGCAGCGCAGUUCAGUGGUCACGCUCGUACUUUGAAGCGUUCCUGCAGUUAGCCGAGGUGGUCAGAAAGUCUCAGUAAUUCCUGUGAGUUUCUGUUUAAUAAGUGCAGAUUUGGAGAGGGCUUUGUAUGUUGUCUGUAGUGUCAAAGCAGGAGGGAAAACUGGAAUAUUUACUUGAUGUGAAAAAAUUCUGGCUUGGUUAUGCAGACUUUAUUACGGCUCACUUGAAAAUUAUUUUUUGAGAAAUUCUAACUUUUUUAAAACUGCAUGAAAGCUCAGAAUGAAUGUAACUUAUUUGGGUGAUACACAAAAUGUUUAAUGAACCUAAUGUAAGGCUUAUUAUAAAAUAAAAUGUUUAACUCAAAGUA